Molecule: messenger RNA, 710 nt
Organism: Coccidioides immitis RS
Lineage: Eukaryota; Fungi; Ascomycota; Eurotiomycetes; Onygenales; Onygenaceae
Product: phosphatase YCH1
Exons: 2
Coding region: 94-522 (142 amino acids)
Cellular component (GO): cytoplasm; nucleus
Molecular function (GO): protein tyrosine phosphatase activity
Source: RefSeq, a predicted model, not a curated record
GCAAAAGGGGUUCUUUCAAGCCACCUUGGAUAAGAAGUCAACUAUUUUUCCAUAUCUAUUUAGAUUCGUCUUAUCCCUCCGUUUUUACGCUUCAUGAUGGCUUCUAUCACCAUCGCGACCCUGCCCCGCAUGACCCGGGAGGUCCUUUCUUCUUUGCUCCUCUCCUCCACAAGCGCCAGCAAGGUCGCCAUCAUUGAUGUCAGAGAUUCAGACCAUGUUGGAGGACAUAUUCUCUCGUCGACUUGGAUCCCCAGCUCCUCGUUGGAGGCACAUAUUCCAGAACUCAUCCGCACCCUCAAAGAUAAAGAACAAGUUGUCUUUCAUUGCGCACUCAGUCAGCAGCGAGGUCCCUCCGCGGCGUUGAGAUAUGCUCGGGAGAGAGCCAGAGUCCUUGGUGAAGAGCAAGGAAUCAAACAAAGGGUUUAUGUCCUCGAUGGUGGCUUUUUGCGUUGGCAGGAGAAGUACGGAGAGGAUCAAAGAUUGACGGAGGCUUAUGUGAAGGAUAUCUGGUUGGAUUACUGAGCGCGCUCGUCUAUUUUACAAGAAAACUGGAAGACACAUCGGUGUCUCUUUUCAACUGUUGAAUACGGCGCUGGGCUUGGAAUAAGUGGAAAGGCGUUGACUGGAACUCGGACAUUUUCUGUUGGGGCCCAAGUGGGAUUUAGCAUAGAUAAAUCACUAUCUAAUAGAAUAUCGUGUAUACAUCGAGC